AUGUCAAAUGAAGCCAGUUCGGAGCAAAAACUUUCUACAACAACAGUCAGUUCAGUUGCUGUUCAAGCUGGGGAUGCCAGUAUUGUUAUAGCUGUACUUAAGUGUGGAAAAUGGGUGAAGCUUCAGCUGGCUGAAUCAACACCAAAUUUGUUAGAAAUUGGCAGCAACCAAGAUGAGACGAAAAAGCUCCUGCAAGAUCAUGAAUUCCUCCUAGCUAAACUUAAGGCUUUAGAAGACCAGGUAUGGGACCUGCUGCACGAAGCAGACAAGGCAGCAGAGGAGAACAAAGAAAAGAGUCAGGUUUAUGAUGCCAUGGCAGAGACCCUUGGGGAUGCAUGGGAUGCCCUUAUCAUUAUGUUAGAAAAGCGACAGGCACUUCUGGGACUUACUUCAGUGUUCUUUGAAAAUGCCCUGGAGUUUGCUGUUAAAAUUGACCAAGUUGAAGAUUUCCUGAAAAAUGCCCCAGAGUUUGACAAUAUUGACUCUUUAAGAGAACUCCUUCUGCAACAAGAGCAUCAUACGAAAGAGCUUUUGGAAAAGUCACUUGCACUUUUAAACAAAAGCCAAGAGCUAACUGAAUUCAUAGAAGAAUUCAAACAUGAGGGGCCAAAUGCAAAUCCAGAGCUGAUUCAGGGAGCCCACAGCAGCUGCUUGAAAAUUGACAAUCUCCUUGAAAUGCUACAAGACAGGAGACGGCAACUGGACAGGUUUCUUAAACAUCAGCGCCAAGGACUGGAGCAGGUUCUGCAAAUUUUUUUGUGGCAUCAACAAGAGAACCAGGUAACAUCCUGGUACAAGAAAAACAUCAGAGAUUAUUUUCACAAGCAAAACUUAGGCUCAUCUUUAUUGGAAAAUGAAGAGUUACUUCAAGAGCUUGAAGAAAUGGAAGUCAAAGUGAAAGAAUGGAAUUCCACUGUGGAACAGCUCGCAGCUGAAGCACAUAAGAUUUUGCUUUCAGAGGACUAUACAGAAAAAGAACAUCUAAAGCUUUCAAAUCAGAAAAUCUGUCAGUUACGAGAAGAAGUGUGCUUCCAUAUAGAAGAAAGGAGAGCCCUGCUACAAGAGGCCAAUGACUUUUUCCACUCUGCUGACAAGACAUUUUCAGUACUUGAUGGUAUUGAGAAUUAUCGUAAAAUAUUUAAUUCAGAAGGCUUACAUUUGCCUGUCUUGACAAUGAAGUAUGAAGAACUACAAGAAGCAAUUAAAAGUUGCACAGCGACUGCCUUGCAGAAGGGAAAAACUUUAGUUAAUAAAGCAGAUUCUCACAGCUCUUGGGUGACAGGAAUUCAGAGAAUGAUGGAAUAUGUUCAAGAAAAAGUAGAUCAACUAAUCAGGCAGGGUCCAGAUUAUAAAGAACUUACUUUGAAGAAACAAUGGACUGCCUCACUUGAAGAUAAUCUAAAUAAGGUAUCACAGUCGAUUAAAAAAAUCACCCCAAUGCUUGCAGUUGGUAUGGAGAUUGGUUCAUAUUUGUCUGAAUCAGAAAGAGUUUUGAAGAAGCACCUUGAACUGGCUGAACAAAUAAAGGAAACAUCACAUGAACUGGAAGCAGCUGAGAGAUUCAUCGAAGAUAUGGAAGAGUUUGAACCUGAGCAGGUGGCAGCUUUUUCUAGAAGAACUGACUUUCUAAGUGAAGAACUGAAAAAAAUUGAAAAAAAUAUUAGUUCAAGACUAGAAAUUCUAGAAACUUAUGUGGCCUUUCUAAAGUCAACUAUGGAGGUGAAUGAUGAUAUUAAAACUCUGAAGGAAUUCUAUAAAUCAGAACCACCACAAACAAACAAGGAGGCUGAAAAUAAAAUCACAAUGGAGUCAGCUAACAGUCAGUGGCAAAAGGCUAUAAAAAAGAUUUUUUCCAUCCAAAAUAUGGGUUGCAAUUUUCUUAAUUUAAUAAAUAUGGUAAAUAAGAGUUUAAUAUUAAAAGUAGAAAAAUCUAUACAAGUAACAGAAGAUAUUAUCGUUAAUCUGAGUAAAGAAAAGAAAGAGCUGACUGAUCUUUGGGCAGUCUGGAAUUUUAAAAUUACUGAAGUAAAACCCGUCAAGCAACAGUACCAGAUAUUUAAAGAGCAACUAAAAAUUACUACCCAUGGAUUAGAGAUUCUUCAAGAGGCACUUCAGCUUGCAGCAACACUUGACCUUGGAAGUGACUCUUCUAUUGUUUUGGAACUACAAAAAAAGCUUCACCAAAUGAAACCACAGUAUCAGCAACUGAAUGCUGAGCUUGAGUACCUGAUAAAAUUAUUAGACUUGCCAAGUCAGAAAGGAUUUCCUGUGAAAGAGAACUCUGAGAGAAUAAGUGAACUUAUUCAUUUCCAUCAAACUCUAAAGGACACAAUGACAGAAUAUGAAGAAAUUUUGAACAAGACAGUCAAAUUCCAUCACCUUACAAAAGAACUGGAAUGUCUAUCAAAAUCAGGAGAACUGGAUAUUCCUGAAAUAUGUGAGGCCCCUGAAAAUGUGCAUCAUGCUAAAGCCUGCCUUGUGAAUGCUCAGGAAAAGCAUGCACAUAUCAGACAGCUAUACAAACUACUUAUUACCCAGGGAGUGGAUAUCUUGUCUGCAGUGCAGCAACCUAAUUGCUUGAAUGUUUCUGUAAAGAAUCUGAAGCAAGAACUUGCUAGAUUUGAGUGUGAUAGCACUGACUGGAGCUCCAAAGCUGCCAAGUAUGAGGAAGAGCUGUUGCAGCAUUUCCAGCGUUGCACCACUCAAGAGGAGAUAAAUGAGCUCAGAGAAUCAUUUAAGGAUCUCAAAAAGAAAUUCAACAAUUUGAAGUUCAACUAUACAAAGAAAGCUGAAAAAGCUCGAAAUCUGAAAGUACUUAAAAUACAGAUUCAGCAAGUUGAGAUAUAUGCAGAUAAAAUACAGAUUCUUAAAAAGAAGAUGGAAAAUUUAGAGAAGAAAGUAAUUGGCUCUGUAGCUAAUGAACCUAAUGCUAAAGUUAGAGUCCUCUUGGGGUCAAUCAGUGACCUACAAAAACAGCUGAAUGACUUUACUAAAGUUGUGGAGGAUUACAAGCAAAACCUGGAUCUCAUGGAGCAUCUGCAACAGAUGAUGGAAGAGUGUCAAUUUUGGUUUGAAGAUGUGAGUGCAACAGUCAUUAGAGUUGGCAAGUAUUCUGCAGAGUGUGAAACAAGAGAAGCAAUAGAGACUCUCUACAAGCAAUUCAAUAAGUUUAUUGAGCCUACAGUGCCUCAACAGGAAGAAAAAAUUCAGCAUAUUACAGACCUUGCUAAACGGUUAUAUGGUAUUGAAGAAGGAAAGAAGUAUGUUGAAAAAGCCAUAUUAAAGUACAAAGAAAUCAUUAAUUCUAUUGAUGAGUUGUGUAAGUCUCUGAGGGAACUUAAGGAGAUUAAGGACAGGAAUAAAUUGGCUGAUAUUCUAAUUAUCUGUCCAGCUGGCGAGGAUCUUGUUUCACAGGAUACAGAGCUGUCAUCUUCGGCCAAAGAGGAUAGUUUACAGACUGAAUUCCUGGCAGAAGAAAUACCCUCCGGAGAUGAAUAUGAGUGUAUAUCACCUGAUGAUAUCUCUUUGCCACCGCUUUCUGAGACGCCAGAAUCCAACCUCUUACAUUCUGAAACAGAGCUAGAAGAGCAGUGCUGUUGUAGUUCUCAUAAUUUGCAUGUCAGUUCCUAUAGCUUGCAAAUGCAGAAAACUGCUAGUAUUAAAAAAGUGAUGGAAGUCCCUGGUAUCUUAACAAAUUCUGCUUAUGCUGAUGCUACAGAUAAUAAAAUAGAAAGCCCAUCAGAUCACUUUGAGAAGUUUUAUGCCUCUUCAACAGAUUCUGGCCUAAAAGUCAGGGCAGUAUCUCCUUUGACUUGUAGCUUACAAGGAAUAUCUGAAGCCAGCACUGCUUCCUGCACUAUAAAUGCCAAACCGGUAUACAGCAUGAUGAGUGAAGUGUGCAAAACACAUUUGCAACACCUUGAGCUUCAUAAAAGCAUGGUAGAAACACAAGAACAAUUGCAUGACUUGAAUAACUGUACUAAAACCCAGGACAGGCUGCAUGCUUUGCCUGAUGCAUUCUCAGGUUUCGUGUUUCAAUCAGACACCACCAGAAGCUGUCAGAGGCAGAUGGCCACCCGAGAAGAGAUUAAAAGUCCAUCAGAAAAGAACAGCAUGGCCAGCCUAACUGGACAGGCGCCUAACUUCUCCCAGCUUCUAUCUAACAAAACCGUCAUGGAAGGUUCUCCGGUAACUCUGGAAGUAGAAGUAACGGGAUUCCCAGAGCCUACACUGACAUGGUACAAGAAGGGCCAGAAACUGACUGCAGAUGAGCACUUAAAGCUUUUGCAAAAGGAGACAAAGCAUACUUUGUUCAUUCAGAAGGUGUGUGAUAAAGAUGCUGGCCUUUAUGUUGUUCGGGCUAAAAAUUUGAAUGGCACUAUCUCAUCAAGUGCCGUUCUCCACGUGAAAGGUAACAGGCCACCUAUUAUAAGAAUAGACUGGAUAAUGCUGUGUGUCAUCUGUAUUAGUGUAUCACUAAUGUACUGGCUAUUCACAAAAUAA
Molecule: messenger RNA, 4503 nt
Organism: Nestor notabilis (Kea)
Lineage: Eukaryota; Metazoa; Chordata; Aves; Psittaciformes; Psittacidae
Gene: CCDC141
Product: coiled-coil domain containing 141
Exons: 24
Coding region: 1-4503 (1500 amino acids)
Source: RefSeq, a predicted model, not a curated record